Juglans regia (Persian walnut) is the source of this 1210-nucleotide messenger RNA. Its product is annotated as protein BPS1, chloroplastic-like. NCBI's taxonomy places the organism in Eukaryota, Viridiplantae, Streptophyta, Magnoliopsida, Fagales, Juglandaceae. The record is from RefSeq and is a predicted model, not a curated record. Bases 197 to 1153 code for a protein of 318 amino acids. The transcript has a single exon.
UAAACAAAGAUAUCUUGCAAAUGAUUAUCAUAAUCAUCAAUAUAAUUUCGAGUCUUUGUGAGAAUUUUAAGGCUUCAAAUGCUAUACGGUCCAUUUCUUGUAUAUAUCUUCUCUCCUACGUGAAAGAAAUUUUUCAGUGGUAGAAGAUCUCAAUCUCAAUAUAACUGUCAUAACUGAUAUAUAUUCCACAAAGGAAAUGGUGUUUCAUACAGGCUUCCCAUUGUGCAGAGGAAAAUCAUCAUCUUCUUCUUCCAUGAAUAUCAAUGAACCCAUCAAGUUAUUUUCUUCCCUAAUCAGCGAUAUCGAGAGGCUAAAAACAUCACUAGCUGGAGAUUCCAUAACCCUCAAAUGGUGCUCUGAAGCCAUUAAUCUCCUGAGGAAGAUGCACUCUCAUUUUCUUCUGUUUUUUGAGAAAUAUCACUUACCCGUUUUGUGGGAUGGUACAGAUAUCUUGGAGGAGUACAUGAAAGCGACAUUAGAUCUCCUUGAUUUAUGCAACUCUCUAAAAUCAGCCAUUUCUGGGAUGCAAAGAUACAGGCUAAUAGUUGAGUUUGCUGCAGGCAAGUUGCGAAAUGGUGGGAAUAUUUCAGAUGCAACUACCAAGAUCACUGAGAUUGAGAGAUUAGUAAGUGAGAGUAAGAAGAUUUAUGGAGUUGAGAAGUGGAAAGAUAUGAAUUUGUUCAAGACUGAAAUGCCUAAAACUAGAAGCAAGGAUAGCACCAUCUGUUUUAUCUAUGCCAUUAAAAGCAGCAUGAGAUUGGUAGGCAUGCUGCUUUUUUCUGCACUGCUCUAUCCAAUUUCAAUUACAAUGGAUAAGGAAGUUUACAGGAGGGUGUCUCCUCAGCUAAAAUCAUUCUCAGUUUCAAUUGGGAAGCUUGUGGGUUGCUUCUUGAAGGUACUUGAGGGGGUCAAAGACAAAUCAAUGCCAAUUUUGGUUGAGAAUAAGGUUAUAGAGAAGGCAGUUUUGGAUAUUAAAGCUCAUGUUUUGAAGGAAAAAGCUGUUGAUCAAGAGAAGCUUAUCAAUUUGCUGAAGCAAAGCUCUCUGGUUCUCAAAGAAGGUAUGGAGAUGUUUGAAUCUGUAGUGGAUGAGCUGUUUGAAGAGGUUGUCAAUGGAAGGAAUAAGGUGCUGGCUAUGGUUGAUGUUAAUUACUGAGAUUAGAUCUUCUGCUAGUGUAUUUUGAUAAAACGAUGAAUAAGAAGAGCUUAUGAA